AUGAACAACGACGCUGUCGAGACGGUGCCAAAGUUCAAACGCGUGCUUCAAAAGCUGAAGACAGCGUUACGGCCAGAUGGAAACAUUCACGAGAAGCGCAUACGGAGACGACUGAAGCUUGUGAACCUUAUAACACGUCGUUUAAAGACACUUAAAAUAGUCUUAUUUAUUGCAGGGUACCUAUGGAUGGUCCUCAUACCUUUUCCUCACUUAGGCCGAGGUACAUACAUUGACGAAAAUGCGCUUCAGCCGGGACAAGUAAACACACAGUGGAAUUGGGGAGAUGUACACGUCGCAGAUCGGUAUCUCGAACAAUUGGAACAUAUUCGCGAUGCGAAUUACACGAGUGUGCAACGAGCAAACUGGUUGCGCGAGGAGUUUGGCAAACUUGGGUUGUCAUCGUCGACACAGAAAUAUACCUUCGCUACAAGUACAUCCAACUCUACAGGAACGAAUGCAUACGCAAUUAUCGCAUCUCCCCGUCAUUCUGGUGUGGAAGCAAUGGUUAUCAGUGCUUCAUGGUUAAGCAGGAUCGAUGAGGGACAGGGUAUGAUCAAUAUACGAGGUGUUUCCACAGUUUUGGCUCUGGCAGGUUUCUUAAAACGUUAUUCGUACUGGGGAAAGGAUAUAGUGCUGGUAAUAAGCGACGACUAUCUGGAAGGGAUGCAGGCAUGGCUUGGGGAAUAUCAUGGUGUAUCGCAAUCUGGCCUCAAUGCAGAACCCUUGAAACUGACCUCAGGAGUAAUUUGGACUGCUCUAAAUAUUGACUAUCCCGGGCAUUCUUUUUCCCAUUUGGGAAUUUUCUUUGAGGGCCUUAAUGGGCGUCUACCUAAUCAAGACCUUGUCAAUUCAGUAGAAAGAAUUGCUAGAUGGACUGCUCGGGUACCAGUCAUUCUAUACGACCAUUUGGACCCCAGGGAAGAUGCAUCAGCAAAUGCCGCAUUUUCUUGGAUGCCCAAAGCGCUUUAUGACAUUGGCGAUGUUAAGACAUACUUGUACCAAGCCAGAAAUGUUAUACGUAAUGUUGGAUACCAAUAUAAUGGCCGCGGCAGCGGUGUACACGGUCUUUUCCAUCAGUUCAGAAUUGAUGCAAUCACCAUUUUCGCAGUUCCUGCCACAGGCCCACACGGAUUCCAUGCCAUAGGAAGCAUUGUCGAAUCAACACUGCGCACGAUGAACAACAUGCUUGAGCGGCUACAUGCUUCGUUCUUUUUCUAUAUCCUCACAAGCCCUCAAAGAUUCCUCAAAAUUGGCCUUUUCCUACCGAGUGCCAUUCUCAUUAGCGUGGCGAUGAUGUUCCAUGGGUUGAGCACAUGGGUUGACGCUGCCUGGGUGCAAGAGGGUAUUUCAGACGAAGGCACUGAAAAAUCUUCCACUUCCACCCCAAUAAAGUGGAGACAACGCUCCAGGCCCGUCAUCCAGGUGGUGUGCAUCAUGGCAGCAACACACAUUCUAGGAUUCGGUUUAUUCAAAUUGGUAUCAAGCGCCCCCUUUAUCAACAAUUACAAGGCUUUGCUGGAUUUCCUCUAA
Messenger RNA from Psilocybe cubensis, 1530 nucleotides. RefSeq lists its product as uncharacterized. The record is from RefSeq and is a predicted model, not a curated record. Gene Ontology annotation, biological process: attachment of GPI anchor to protein. Gene Ontology annotation, cellular component: membrane; GPI-anchor transamidase complex. The transcript is spliced from 11 exons. Bases 1 to 1530 code for a protein of 509 amino acids. NCBI's taxonomy places the organism in Eukaryota, Fungi, Basidiomycota, Agaricomycetes, Agaricales, Agrocybaceae.